UUUGUCAGCCGAACUUUCUGGAACCUGGAACAACGUGAGUAAGAUAUUGCGGUGGGUUGCCGGUUCCGUGGUAGGAUGGUUGGUCUUUCCAGAGGGCCGCAUGUUAACGCGCUGUUUGCCCUUUUCCUCCAUAAUUGUUUCCUGCAUCCUGUUGUAGUUACCCCCAACCACAACGCGUGUUGAUUGGAAAGCAUCCGGUAUUGUCGUCGGAUUCCACCCUUUCCCGAAGAUGCCCAAUAAACCGGAUUUUAUUGGUGUUGUUGGCUGCAAAGUUUACACUAGGUAAUUACAUAGUGCAAGACGUCGCUGCACUCAGUAAGCGGUUUGGUUCCAUUUUUGAUUAGCAGACAAGAUUCGCACGACGGAAUUCAAGAUUUGUACCAGCUUCGCCAUCCAGUGACUCUACGGAUUCCUGCAGAGUUGGACGUAUCCCGAACUACCGCCAGAAAUCGUAGCCCAGGAUGCAUCGCCGGUUCAAAUCGGGGGCAACAAGGAUAGACAACAAUCUGGUGACCCCAUUGAAGGUGACCGGGAUAUCUACGGCCCCUAUGACCUCCAAAUGUUGGCCUCCAGCUGUUGAGAGUUUGAUAUUGGUAUCGUGUCGACGUUUGCGGCUAACAUGGCGAUUCGACAAUCCUCGCGGGUGUUCCGGAACAGCAAAUCGAACCGACGUUUUUCGUCCCACGGAAUGGAAAGACUACGGAAGAUCCGCACCAUGUCCAGGUAGUAGUCUUGGAAUUUCUCCCUGGCUCCCUGUCGACGGUUACAAGCCUGCCGUUCGUAAACGUAGUCCAUAUCGACAGGUCGAUGCGCAACAACCGCUCGCAUUGGUUUCUCGUCAUGCUCGGAUCGAACGGGAUUUUCCGGAUAUUAAGCUCAUGCUCGGGUUCGUCGAUGGUUAGAUGAGCUGGGUUCAAGGCGUGGUACUGCGAGAGAAGGUGUGACAUCUCCAUAGUUGUAAUAUCACAGGUGAAUAAAAUUUAAUAUGAAUUUCCUAACUAUUCUAAUUACGUUCCACAAUUUAAAUAUCUAAGCUAAAAAGUACAAAAAUAAGCUUAAACGAAAAUUUAUCCAAUCACAAGCAAUACAGUACAAUGCGACUAGAAUAAAACGUUUGGGUAGUGGGUUACAAAACUAUAGUAAAUUAAAAUUUUCAAAUUAGACUAUUAAGUUUAAGAAACGUAAGCACAGACGAAACAGUUUAAAACGACAAUCAUAAUCGAAUAGCAAAGUUGACUAGUAAUAAG
This is a messenger RNA of Uranotaenia lowii, 1247 nucleotides long. RefSeq lists its product as uncharacterized. The record is from RefSeq and is a predicted model, not a curated record. The coding region runs from base 462 to 902 and encodes 146 amino acids. Lineage: Eukaryota; Metazoa; Arthropoda; Insecta; Diptera; Culicidae. The transcript has 6 exons.